GAGGUGCGUUUGAAACAUGGCAACUAUACAAGUUAGCGAAGCGGAGAAAGUGUAUAUAAUGCAUGGAGUCCGGGAUGAUUUAAGAGUGGACGGCCGUGGAUGUGAGGACUACAGGCAUAUGGAGAUAGAGACAGACGUGGUGUCCAACACAGAUGGAUCUGCUAAAGUCAGCCUGGGACAGACAGACAUUCUAGUGGGAAUAAAAGCUGAGAUCGGGAGGCCGAGGCCCAUGGUGCCCGAUGAGGGUUAUCUGGAGUUCUUUGUUGACUGCUCAGCAAACGCCACACCCGAGUUUGAAGGUCGUGGGGGUGAGGAGCUGGGUGUGGAGCUGAGUAACAAUCUGUAUAAAGUCUUUAACAACAGACACAGUCUGGACCUGCGCAGCCUCUGUAUCAGACCAGGAGAGAACUGCUGGGUUCUGUACGUGGACGUGCUGCUCCUCCAGUGUGAUGGAAACCUGUUUGACGCAAUGUCCAUCGCCAUCAAAGCCGCGCUUUUCAACACACGGAUUCCCAACGUUCACAUAUCGGAGGACGAGGAAGGGGGGAAAGAGAUCGAGUUGUCCGAUGACCCCUAUGACUGCAUGCGUCUCAACGUGGAAAACGUCCCCUGUAUCGUGACCUUGUGCAAGAUUGGCCACAGGCACGUAGUGGACGCAACCUUGCAGGAGAAAUCCUGCUCCGUGGCCAGUCUGUUGAUUUCAGUCACCCACAAAGGAACAGUGACUUGUGUACGGAAGCUCGGAGGAGGCAGUCUGGACCCGGACAGUAUCUUUGAAAUGACAGAGACAGGAAAGCGAGUGGGGAAGAUGCUUCACGUACCUCUGAUGGAGCUGCUGCAAAAAGAAGAGAAUCUUGGAAGAGAGAGAACUAAAGUGGGCUUCCUAGCAUAGCAUUUUUCUUUAACUUGUAUUAGUUCUGUUUUCCAAUCUUGAAUAAAUAUUUGUUUUUCCAAUUUUUAAAAA
Messenger RNA from Ictalurus punctatus (channel catfish), 964 nucleotides. RefSeq names its product exosome component 7 (gene exosc7). Gene Ontology annotation, biological process: U5 snRNA 3'-end processing; nuclear polyadenylation-dependent mRNA catabolic process; U1 snRNA 3'-end processing. Gene Ontology annotation, cellular component: nuclear exosome (RNase complex); cytoplasmic exosome (RNase complex). Lineage: Eukaryota; Metazoa; Chordata; Actinopteri; Siluriformes; Ictaluridae. The record is from RefSeq and is marked provisional.